Molecule: messenger RNA, 414 nt
Organism: Hyaloscypha bicolor E
Lineage: Eukaryota; Fungi; Ascomycota; Leotiomycetes; Helotiales; Hyaloscyphaceae
Product: carbohydrate-binding module family 50 protein
Exons: 2
Source: RefSeq, a predicted model, not a curated record
GGCAUGCAACGUGUUGGCUAUGAUGCCGAUACUCAAACAUAUAGUUACCGAGACCGUAACGGUAGUUACUGGGAAGGAGCUCCGGGUUCGAGAUAUGGAAUACUUGACCGAACAAUUAAGGAGCAAGCCGUACGAAAGGGUAAAAGCGCGGACUGGCGGUAUAUACUCCCGUUCUUCUUGCUCGUUUCGGUGGUCCUCUUGGCUCUAUUCCGCUUCCUUGGUUCUGCCGCCACGCCAACGCCACUUGUGUGUCCACGAAAUUCCAUUCAAUACCUGGUUAAAUCUGGAGACUCGUGUUGGGCUAUUGCAAAUGACCACAGUGCGACGGUAGCUGAUCUGCUGAUGCUUAACCAUGGCUUAGACUGUCGCUUGCUCAAAGCUGGCAGCGAACUUUGCGUACCAGUCAGCGAGUAG